CAAUACAAUAAAACCAGAAUUUCCAUUUUCCUUAAAACAAAUUAAAGCCAUAUAUAGCCCACCGACCCUUCUCUUUCUUGUUCAUCCCACACAUUUUUAACGGCUAGCCAAGGCGGUCAAUUUCUAAACCGCCAUGGCAGCCUAUUCUAAUAUCCAUCAUCCUAAUUCACCAGAAGUCUGAUUAUCCUAAUAAUUGUAUAGCUAUUUUAUUUGGAUUAUCGUUGUUAUUGUUAUUGUUAAAAUUUUCUUGUAAGUGAUAAAGUCGAAUCUUGAUCUGAAUAUUCAACAUGGGAGAGUUUAUUAAUACUGAUCGUGUGGACCAAAGGAAACAUUUGUCAUCAUCGUCUUCGAGUGAAUUAUCAGAUCAAUGCGACGAGUUACAACGUUUAGAGGACGCACCACCCUUUUGGAGGAACCCUAAUAAGAGGUUAUCAAAACAACGUUCCAUGUGUGAGAUUCCACGUGAUAUUGCAUGGGAGAAACGACGUCGUCAAUUUCUCCAUCAAGAGAGGAAAAAGAAUAUAAUUGGGAAUCAAGACCUUGAAGAUUUGACCGAUGAGGAUUUGAAUGAACUAAAAGGUUGCAUAGAAUUAGGGUUUGGAUUCAAUGAGGAAGAAGGGCAGAGGUUAUGUAACACGUUGCCGGCACUUGAUCUUUAUUUUGCAGUGAAUCGCCAAUAUUUGACGAGCCCUAUGUCUUCACCGGGUAGCAAUAAAGGUUCAUUGUCAUCUCCAGGUUCGUCGAAUUCUCUUGGAGGAAGGUCAUCUUCAUUUGGGAGCCCUAGGAGUGAUCAUGUUGAUGCAUGGAAGAUUUGUAGCCCAGGUGAUGAUCCUCAACAAGUUAAGACAAAGUUGAGGCAUUGGGCGCAGGCAGUGGCUUGUUCCGUAAAGCAGUCUUAUUGAAGGGAUGGAGAUAUAUGGGACUACAUUAGUAGAACCAUAGUCAAAAUUAAACGUGGUGUCUAAUUCAACAACAAAAGGAUAUGCUUCUUUUUUCUUGAUCAGUCGAUGAUAUUAAAGGCACAGCGCCUUUCUGAUUUGUGUGUCAAGGCAAGGAGAAGUAGCAUCAUUGGUUUAAAGAGAUAUCAUAGUUUAUGAUAUUCAUUGUUCUUGAAACUAGACACCAAGUUUUGACUAUGUGUUUUCUACUUAAAAUGUACAUAUAUAGUCAUGACUUUUGUCGGACUGAAAUUCAUGCGCCAACUGAAACCGUGUAAAACAGAGAAGAUCCUGAUUAAGCUUGUUGCUAGAGAAAUUGCUUUUGAAAAACUUAGUCUAUAGAGCUACAUAGCUGUAGGCGGGCAAUUUCGGCACUAUGAUAUAUUUAGUUAAUUGAGGUACCAAGGAUUUUAACUUAUAUGCAAUCGUAAAGUAAAUAUUUUGUAUUUUGAUCUUUUACUGAUGAUUGCUUCCCUUUUCUAAAAACUAAUUUGUUAAUGUGUUUGUAUAGAGAAUUAUUUGUAAUUGUCUUUUAA
Messenger RNA from Lycium ferocissimum, 1474 nucleotides. RefSeq lists its product as uncharacterized. Lineage: Eukaryota; Viridiplantae; Streptophyta; Magnoliopsida; Solanales; Solanaceae. Bases 288 to 902 code for a protein of 204 amino acids. The transcript is spliced from 2 exons. The record is from RefSeq and is a predicted model, not a curated record.